UCACUUGCACCCUGAACAAUCGCACAGUCUUGACUUAAUUUUUAUCAUUCAGCUUAAAAAAAAAUUUAUUUUUUCAAUCACAGAAUUAAAAUAGAAACACAGCUAUCAAUAAUAAUAUACUAAAAAAAAUCAAAAGACAAUUAUUUAUUGUGAAAAAUAAAUAUUUUGUUUGGUUUUUUUUUUUUUUUUUGUUUUAAUUAUAGUAAUUUGUUAUAAAUAAUUAUUAUUUUUGAAAAAAAUAUAUUUUAAAAUGGAUCUUAAAGUCAGUAUUCUUGGAUUUAUUUUGUUAAUUUUUAUUAUGGCUAAAAAAACAAGUGCCGGGCCUUACUUUGAUGAUGAUGUCGAGGGUUUGCCAGUUGAAGCAUCUGAUUAUUCCGACAAUGCAUUGGAGGAUUUAAUGCGUGCUGCCCAACAAAAACGUUCCCAACGUGUAUAUGUAUAUAGGCGUGGCUGUGUUCGUCGUGAUGGUAACUGUGAUCAUCGACCAAAUGAUUGCUGCUACAGUUCAUCAUGUCGUUGCAAUUUGUGGGGUUCAAAUUGCCGUUGUCAACGCAUGGGUCUAUUCCAAAAAUGGGGAUAAAUUAUUAAAACACAAAAAUACACCUUGAAGAUGAUACAACAACACAACUGUCUUCAAGUACAUCCAACUUCUUUAAUUUUAUAUUUUUUAAAUAAUUUUUAAUCCAGGAUUAUAUUGUUUUUUUUCUAAAAACUAAAAAAAGUACAUCAAUUUUUUACAUAUAAUUAUUUAAUUAUUUAUUUAUUUAUUUUUUCAAUUAAAUUAACACUUUAUAAUUUGAUUGAAUUUAUCUGAUGAUUAUAAACUGGCUAUAAAAUAAUAAUUUAAAAUUUAUAACAUACAACUACCUCUGAUUCACAACGAAAUAAUUCAUCUGUGCCAGAAUAGAUUUUUUUUUUCAAUAUAAUUUAACAAUAUUAUCACUAUUAUUUAUCAAAAUAUAAUAAUCAUUAAUAAAUAAUUGUAUUAUUGUCUAAAAUACUGGUGCUAUAUGAAAAUACUAUUUAAUUCAAAUAUAAAAUGAAAUUACAAAUCAAAUUAUUAAUUUAUUAUUAAAUUUAAGAAAAAAAAAAAAAAUAUAUGUCUGAAUAUUUUUUAGUUUCCAAAUUAUCAUUGUCUUGACGACUACAAAUUAAAAUACAUACGGGUUUUAUGUAUAUUAUUUAUGUGUGUAAAUGUGUGUGGGUAUUUUGUAUGUGACUUUUUGGUUCCAUUACUACUUGUACGUUUGCCAAGCUGAAUGCAGAUACGCCUCAAAGAAUACAAUAAAUGAGACAAGAUAAAGGACAAAGACUUAAAUUUCAUCAUGAUAUACUCAAUUGUUUAUUAUUACUUUGAAAAACUUUAUAUAAACUUUGCUUUUGAAAAUUAUUUUGUCAAAUAAAUUAUUUCUCUUUUUCAAAAAAAUUAAUUUUUAUAUUUUUUUAAAAAUAAAUUGCGAAUAAUUCUAGUCGAGGCUGGUCAACUAGAAUUAUAAUUUUUUCAAUCAAUUAUCAAAUAGUAUUUAUAAUUAAUUUAAAAAAAAAAAAAUUAAAAAUAUUUUUUUCCUAGUUAUUUGGUUUUGUUGUACUUUGAAAAAAAAAAAAGAAAUAUGUAUCUUAAAAAUAUAAUGAUAAUUAUCAUGGUAUAGACUUAUGUAAAUGUAUCAAUAUGUAUUAAUUUUUACCAAUUGGAAAUACCAAUAAAUAGCAAAUUCGAAAAUGAAUAUAAUUUGAAAAAAAUUCUAGGAGAAUGUAAAAACAGAGUGACAGUAUUUUGUGACAAUUCAAUAAUAUAAUUUAAAAAAUAAAAAUAAUGUACUUUUCGCUACAACUGUAUUGCAAUUAAAAUUAGUUAUUAUUA
Messenger RNA from Aphidius gifuensis, 1861 nucleotides. RefSeq names its product toxin Tbo-IT2-like. The transcript is spliced from 3 exons. Bases 251 to 580 code for a protein of 109 amino acids. Gene Ontology annotation, molecular function: ion channel inhibitor activity. Gene Ontology annotation, cellular component: extracellular region. Lineage: Eukaryota; Metazoa; Arthropoda; Insecta; Hymenoptera; Braconidae. The record is from RefSeq and is a predicted model, not a curated record.